AUGGAAACCAGGAAGGAGAUGGUGAUGUUUCUGGAAGGGACACAACUUGGCGCUCUAGUUGGCAAGAGGGUGCCUAAUUUGUCCGAAGCAGUGGGGAGCCCCGCUCCGGAGCCGCAGGAGAAGAUGAUCCAUCGGAACUGCCUCAGCCCCAGACCUGGCCCCUUGUCGUCCCGGGAGAGAGGAGGAGGAGGAGGUGGCGGAGGAGAAGACGAAGAGGAGGUGGAGGUGCUGCCAGGGACAGGGACGGUGCCGGAGAGUCGCUCGGCGGCGGCAGCACUGCUUUCGGCCGGACAGCAGCCCCCCGCCCCGGAGCCUCCAUCCAGCAAAGGGCAGCAGAGCAGCUCGGACACCGAGUCGGAUUUCUAUGAGGAAAUCGAGGUGAGCUGCACCCCGGACUGCGCCACGGGGAGCGCCGAGUACCAGCACAGCAAAGGGCCGUGCUCCGAGGCGCUGGCCGGCAGCCCCAGCGGUGGGGGGGAUCACCCCAAGGGCAGCGGAGGCAGCGGCGGCUCCCAGGGCUCGCUGGCCUGCAGCGCCAGCGACCAGAUGCGCCGCUACCGCACCGCCUUCACCCGCGAGCAGAUCGCCCGGCUGGAGAAGGAGUUUUACCGGGAGAACUACGUGUCCAGGCCCCGGAGAUGUGAACUGGCGGCUGCUCUAAAUCUGCCAGAAACCACCAUCAAGGUUUGGUUCCAGAACCGCAGGAUGAAGGACAAGCGGCAGCGCCUGGCCAUGACCUGGCCUCACCCGGCCGACCCGGCGUUUUAUACCUACAUGAUGAGCCACGCUGCGGCCACCGGCAAUUUGCCCUACCCGUUCCCGUCCCACCUGCCCCUGCCCUACUACUCCCACAUGGGCAUCGGCGCCACAUCGGCCUCCGCCGCCACUCCCUUCAGUACACCCCUGAGGCCGCUGGACACCUUCAGGGUCCUCUCCCACCCCUACCCGAGACCAGAACUGCUGUGCGCCUUCAGGCAUCCCUCUCUCUACUCUGCCCCAACUCAUGGACUGAGCAGCGCCGGGGGCAACCCCUGCUCCUGCCUGGCUUGCCACAGCGGCCAGUCCAAUGGGCUGGCGCAGAGGCCCUCCGGAUCAGACUUUACCUGUUCGGCCACAACCAGGACUGACUCUUUCCUCACUUUCACGCCCUCUGUGCUGAGCAAAGCCACCUCAGUUUCCAUGGACCAGCGAGAAGAAGUACCUUUAACGAGAUAA
Messenger RNA from Grus americana (Whooping crane), 1215 nucleotides. RefSeq names its product even-skipped homeobox 1 (gene EVX1). NCBI's taxonomy places the organism in Eukaryota, Metazoa, Chordata, Aves, Gruiformes, Gruidae. The transcript has 3 exons. Gene Ontology annotation, biological process: regulation of transcription by RNA polymerase II. The record is from RefSeq and is a predicted model, not a curated record. The coding region runs from base 1 to 1215 and encodes 404 amino acids. Gene Ontology annotation, molecular function: RNA polymerase II cis-regulatory region sequence-specific DNA binding; DNA-binding transcription factor activity, RNA polymerase II-specific. Gene Ontology annotation, cellular component: nucleus.